This is a messenger RNA of Acanthamoeba castellanii str. Neff, 2142 nucleotides long. RefSeq names its product WD domain, G-beta repeat-containing protein. The transcript is spliced from 7 exons. Gene Ontology annotation, molecular function: protein binding. NCBI's taxonomy places the organism in Eukaryota, Discosea, Longamoebia, Acanthamoebidae. The coding region runs from base 1 to 2142 and encodes 713 amino acids. The record is from RefSeq and is a predicted model, not a curated record.
AUGUCGCAGCUGCCCGCAACCACCUUCCUGCACACCUCGGGCGGCAGCCUCCUCAUACGGCGACGCAGCCGCGACCAGCAGGCCCAUGCGGCCAUCGCCCCGGCGACCGGCGGCAGCGUGGGCUACCCCAUCGUGCGCACCCGCAGCUGCCCGGCCGACGCCGAGCACGGACCCUUCGAGUCAGAGAACGAAAGCGAACGCGAUCACGAAAACGAAAACGAAAGCGAAAACGAAAGCGGCAACGAGUCGGCCUCUUCGACUUCGUCCUCGUCGUCGACGACGGCCGCCAAGAGCAGCGACGCCGUGCGCACGCGGCCCGGCGCGCACAAGCUCAAGUUCCAGGACCAGCAGUACAAGAACAAGCGCAAGGGUACGACGAUCGCCCACCACCACCUGGUCCAUGUCCUCGUCCCGGCGCUGGCCGUCGACGAUGUCAAGCCCCCCACCGACGCACAGUCUUCGCACAGCGGGCCGAUCCGCACCCGAUCGUCGAGACGCUACACGUGGGGCUCAGUCAUGUCCGAGGAGGGCACUCCCUUCACCCUGACCCUUCCCGACAGGGACGCGAGCACGAGCGAAGACAGCGGUGUGGAGAGCGGCGUGGACAGCGCGCGCGAUGAGCGGGACACCAACACAGCCACGACGUGCCAAGGCAGCGGCAGCGGCCGGCGGCGCCGACCGCGGGGCCGUAGCCUGCAGCUGGCCCAGGGCGUCAUCGACCCCGAGCUCACCCCGAAGAGCGGCCCCCUGCGCCGCUCCAAAGAAAACGAAGACGUGCAGCUGCCGUCGCGCGAGGGCAAAGACAAGGGCAAGACCAGCAAGGCCAAGGAGCCCAAGCGGCCGUCGACGCCCAAGACGCCCAAGCUGCGGCUCAAGACCAGCGCCGACAACCUGAGCACGACGGGCACAAGCGGCGGCAGCAGCACGGGGAGCGGCAGCGAUGACGAGAGUCGCGGCGCCCGGGAGAAGCUGGACAAGAAGAGUUCGAAGGAGCGCAAGCGCGAGGACAGCAAGCGCGAGAAGCGCGAGCGUAAGCAGCUCAAGGCCGAGAAGAAGAAGGGCGACAAGGAGAGCAGCGAGGCUGAGUCCGUGGCGGCGGCGGCGGCGAGCCAGCAGCCGAUCGUGGUGCGGCGCAAGCUUUCGCUCAACCUCGAUGGUCUGCCCAAGAGCCCGCGCGGCGGCAUCUCCGUACAGAGCCUCCUGCGAGUGGGCGACCAUGUGUGGGCCGCCGACUCCUCCGGCCGCAUCACUGUCUUCAACCCCAAGGGCGAGGUGGAGAAGGUGAUCGUCGUGUGCACGGGCCGACUGUACUCGAUGCUGCUGGUCGACAAGAAGCACGUGUGGGUGUCGGCAGAGGACUCGAUCAUCCGCGUGUACCACGCCGCCAAGUACAAGAAGGAGAAGGACCUCCAGUCGCACCGGAGCAUGGUGCGGUGCAUGGAGGUCAUCCGGCAGCCCGACGAUAAGGUGCAGGUGUGGAGCGGCGACGUCGAAGGCAACAUCAUCGUGUGGGACCCGCAGAAGCUGAAGAAGGAAGCCGAGUUCUGCGUGCAGUUCGGCGAGGCCAUCUUCUGCAUCGUCGCGCUUCCGCACUGCGUGUGGGUCUCGGCCGGCGGUGAACUCUACCGCGUCAACUUACGGAAAUUGGAGGUCGAGACGGGCUGGACCGCGCACGAGCGACCGAUCACGGACCUGCUCUACCUGCCCGAGGAGAACGUGGUGUUCAGCUGUGCCGGCGAUGGGAUCAUCCGCGUGUGGAAGGACCACUACACGGGCCUGGAGAACCACUCGUCGCUCCAGUCCGAGGCCUCGCUCCGACCGGCCAGCCUGCUGCGCGAGCUCACCAGCUCGAUCAACGUCAGCGCCCUCUGCCCGGCCUCGCCGCGCUCCGGCCUCCGCAUCUGCGCGGGCCACAUCGACGGCGCCAUCUCCCUCUGGGACUCUGACUUCAAGGAGGUGAGUCGGGUCAACUGCGACGCGAGCGCAUUCGCGGGCAUUCGCUACCUGCUCAGCAUCCGACCGGAGGACGGCGGCAAGGCCUCAUCGCGCAAGCUGGGCGAGACACUGUGGAGCGCCACCCGCGAUGGCUCCAUCUGCGUGUGGGACUGGACCGGCCACGUCGCCACGCCAACAGCCCAGUAG